UGGGGUUUGGUUCCCCUACCACUAGAGGAUAGUAGGACUUUAUGGGUAACUCAUUUUGCUGUUUUGGGGCAGCUUUAUUGAGGGCGUUACUUAACGGCCAAAAACUACCACAACUGUGGAAUCCCAUGGCACGUGAAAUCAGGAGGCUGAUUGGUCCCACAUGUAUAGGUUAAUCAGGACAUUGAAGUAUGCAUUUAGUCCUUUUAUAAGUCACCCUUUCCUCUCUCAACUUCACCUCUCCCAACAAAAAAAUGGCAAUUCCUUCACUUUCUCUGUUCUUCCUCUUCGCCUCCCUUCCUUUCAUUUCCUCUUCCCCAGUUAAGGACCCUGAACUCGUAGUUAGAGAUCUUAACAGGGCCAUUAAUGUCUCUAGGAGGAACCUUAGGCAUGCCUCUUGUGGCACUGGCAACCCUAUAGAUGACUGCUGGAGAUGUGACCCUCACUGGUGGAAGAACCGACGGAGGCUAGCCGAUUGUGCGAUCGGGUUCGGAAAGAAUGCCAUCGGCGGAAGAGACGGUAAACUAUACACUGUCAUCGAUUCCAGCGACAAUGACCCUGUAAACCCUAAACCCGGAACUUUAAGACAUGCUGUGAUCCAAGAAGAACCAUUGUGGAUAGUUUUCGCUGGUGAUAUGACCAUAAAAUUGAAAGAAGAACUCAUCAUGAACUCUUUCAAGACGAUCGACGGCCGAGGCGUCGAUGUUCACAUAGCCGGUGGUCCGUGCAUUACCAUUCAGUUUGUCACCAACAUCAUCAUCCAUGGAUUGAACAUUCAUGAUUGUAAACAAGGAGGGAAUGCUAUGGUGAGGGACUCCCCGCGGCACUACGGUUGGCGGACCACAUCGGACGGCGACGGGGUUUCCAUCUUCGGCGGUAGCCAUAUUUGGGUGGAUCACAACUCUUUAUCAAACUGCAAGGAUGGGCUGAUUGAUGCCGUUUAUGGGUCCACUGCAAUCACCAUCUCAAACAACUACAUGAGUCACCAUGAUAAGGUCAUGUUGUUAGGGCACAGUGAUUCCUACACUCGAGACAAGAACAUGCAGGUCACUAUAGCUUUUAAUCACUUUGGCGAAGGGCUUGUCCAAAGAAUCCCAAGGUGUAGGCAUGGUUACUUCCAUGUGGUUAACAAUGACUACACCCACUGGGAAAUGUAUGCUAUAGGAGGGAGUGCUAAUCCAACCAUCAACAGCCAGGGGAAUAGGUUCACUGCACCAAAUAACAUAUUCAGCAAAGAGGUGACCAAGCAUGAAGACGCGCCGGAGAGCGAAUGGAAGCGGUGGAAUUGGAGAUCGAAAGGCGACCUGAUGGUGAACGGGGCUUUUUUCACGCCAUCGGGCGGCGGUUCGUCGUCGAGUUACGCCCAUGCCUCUAGCUUGGGUGCUAGGCCAUCGUCGCACGUUGCCACGAUAACGACCGAUGCCGGUGCUCUCAAGUGUAAGAAACUCUCUCGUUGUUGA
Messenger RNA from Hibiscus syriacus, 1457 nucleotides. RefSeq names its product probable pectate lyase 5. Bases 252 to 1457 code for a protein of 401 amino acids. The record is from RefSeq and is a predicted model, not a curated record. The transcript has 3 exons. Gene Ontology annotation, molecular function: pectate lyase activity. Lineage: Eukaryota; Viridiplantae; Streptophyta; Magnoliopsida; Malvales; Malvaceae.